GAAUUGCGCUUUGCAAUUGGUGGAGAAUCUUCCCAUGUGAUUUUUUUCAGUCUUUGGGUGCUUCAGAGUAAAUGGCUCCUCCUGCAAGGCUAAGACUGGGUUGAGCGGAGUGUAACGGGGUAGUGUUAGGAAAAACACUUUGAUUAAAUCUUCCUCAAAUUUAGAACGGGGUGUUUCAGGGCAAUGUUAUACCUUUUCUAAUAUUCACUUAAAAAAUUGAACUCGAUCUUAAUCAUUGGGAAGGGUUCUAUUUUCUUUCAAAUUCUAAAAACCUCAAAUGAACUCCGUCAGAGCUACCAACCGAAGACCCAGGCGAGUGUCGAGGCCGCGCCCGGUGCAGCCGGAAAGGAACAACCAGGAAAGAGAUGAAGAGGUUCCUGCAGACAUGGUGGCAGAAGAAUCUGGGAAUCCCGGAGCUCAAAAUAGUCCGUACCAGCUACGAAGGAAGUCCCUGCUACCGAAGAGAACAGCCUGUCCCACGAGCAAGACGAGCAUGGAGGGGGCCUCGACUUCAACUACAGAGAACUUUGGCCACAGAGCCAAGCGUGCGAGAGUGUCUGGGAAAUCACAAGACCUUCCAGCUGCACCAGCAGAGCAGUACCUCCAGGUGAGACUACCUGACGAGGUGGUCCUGAAGAUCUUCUCGUACCUGCUGGAGCAGGACCUGUGUCGGGCGGCCUGCGUCUGCAAGCGCUUCACUGAGCUGGCCAACGACCCCAUCCUAUGGAAGAGGCUUUACAUGGACGUGUUCGAGUACACACGCCCCAUGAUGCACCCAGAGUCCGGAAAAUUCUACCAGAUCAACCCUGACGAGUACGAGCAGCCCAACCCCUGGAAGGAGAGCUUUCAGCAGCUGUACAAAGGCGCUCACGUCAAGCCAGGCUUCGCUGAACACUUCUACAGCAACCCAGCACGAUACAAAGGCAGAGAGAACAUGCUGUAUUACGACACCAUCGAGGAUGCCCUGGGAGGGGUGCAGGAGGCCCACUUUGAUGGCCUGAUAUUCGUCCACUCGGGGAUCUACACGGACGAGUGGAUUUAUAUCGAGUCACCGAUCACGAUGAUCGGAGCCGCUCCUGGCAAAGUAGCUGAUAAAGUCAUCAUUGAAAACACGAGAGACUCCACAUUUGUGUUCAUGGAAGGAUCUGAGGACGCGUACGUGGGCUAUAUGACCAUAAAGUUUAACCCCGAUGACAAGUCAGCCCAGCACCACAACGCCCACCACUGCCUGGAGAUCACCGUCAACUGCAGCCCCAUCAUCGACCACUGUAUCAUCCGCAGCACCUGCACCGUGGGCUCAGCCGUCUGCGUAAGCGGACAGGGCGCCUGUCCAACCAUCAAACACUGCAACAUCAGCGACUGUGAGAACGUGGGACUGUACAUCACAGACCACGCACAGGGUAUAUAUGAAGACAAUGAGAUUUCCAACAAUGCUUUAGCUGGGAUCUGGGUGAAAAACCACGGCAACCCCAUCAUUAGACGGAACCACAUCCACCACGGCAGAGAUGUGGGCGUGUUCACCUUUGACCACGGCAUGGGCUACUUUGAGAGCUGCAACAUCCACCGGAACCGGAUCGCGGGCUUCGAGGUGAAGGCCUACGCCAACCCCACAGUGGUGCGCUGCGAGAUCCACCACGGGCAGACGGGCGGCAUCUACGUGCACGAGAAGGGCCGAGGCCAGUUCAUCGAGAACAAGAUCUAUGCAAACAACUUUGCUGGGGUCUGGAUCACCUCCAACAGCGACCCAACCAUCAGGGGCAACGCCAUCUUCAACGGGAACCAAGGCGGUGUUUACAUAUUUGGCGAUGGACGGGGUCUUAUAGAAAGCAACGACAUCUAUGGCAAUGCCUUGGCUGGCAUUCAGAUCCGGACAAACAGCUGCCCCAUCGUUCGGCACAACAAGAUCCACGAUGGACAGCACGGAGGCAUCUACGUGCAUGAGAAGGGCCAGGGCGUGAUCGAGGAGAACGAGGUGUACAGUAACACGCUAGCCGGCGUGUGGGUGACCACGGGGAGCACCCCAGUCCUGAGGAGGAACCGCAUCCACAGCGGGAAACAGGUCGGUGUGUACUUCUAUGACAAUGGCCAUGGUGUCUUGGAGGACAAUGACAUCUACAAUCACAUGUAUUCUGGUGUCCAGAUCAGAACCGGCAGUAACCCCAAGAUCAGACGGAACAAGAUCUGGGGAGGGCAGAACGGCGGCAUUCUUGUUUACAACUCUGGUCUGGGCUUCAUUGAAGACAAUGAGAUCUUUGACAAUGCCAUGGCCGGCGUGUGGAUCAAAACGGACAGCAACCCAACGCUACGUAGGAAUAAGAUCCACGACGGGAGGGACGGUGGCAUCUGCAUAUUCAACGGAGGAAGAGGUUUGCUCGAGGAGAACGAUAUCUUCAGAAACGCUCAGGCCGGAGUCCUCAUUAGUACCAACAGUCAUCCCGUAUUACGGAAAAAUCGGAUAUUUGACGGCUUCGCCGCAGGCAUCGAGAUCACAAACCAUGCCACGGCGACAUUAGAGGGCAAUCAGAUUUUCAAUAACCGCUUCGGAGGAUUGUUUCUAGCAUCUGGUGUCAACGUUACUAUGAAAGAUAAUAAAAUCAUGAACAAUCAAGAUGCUAUCGAGAAGGCUGUCAGCAGAGGUCAGUGCCUGUACAAGAUUUCCAGUUACACCAGCUAUCCAAUGCACGAUUUUUACAGGUGUCACACCUGUAACACAACAGACCGCAACGCCAUCUGCGUGAACUGCAUCAAGAAGUGCCAUCAAGGACACGAUGUGGAGUUUAUUAGGCAUGAUAGGUUUUUCUGUGACUGUGGCGCGGGGACGUUGUCAAACCCGUGCACGCUGGCCGGAGAGCCCACACACGACACGGACACACUCUAUGACUCGGCGCCCCCUAUAGAGUCCAACACCCUGCAGCACAACUGAGCCCCCCCCCACCCCGCCCCCCCCGAGGCCUUGGC
This is a messenger RNA of Clupea harengus (Atlantic herring), 2958 nucleotides long. RefSeq names its product F-box only protein 11 (gene fbxo11a). Gene Ontology annotation, molecular function: protein binding; zinc ion binding. The transcript is spliced from 22 exons. The record is from RefSeq and is a predicted model, not a curated record. Gene Ontology annotation, biological process: ubiquitin-dependent protein catabolic process; regulation of apoptotic process. Lineage: Eukaryota; Metazoa; Chordata; Actinopteri; Clupeiformes; Clupeidae. Bases 278 to 2923 code for a protein of 881 amino acids.